GUGGAGUUUGGUUUCGGAAGCGUCUCAUUAGCUUUUCUGGAAUUUUGCCGUGAUGGACGAGUUGGCGCGCUUACGAAAACGCAUAACAACGUCCUUUAAGCUGAGCGGCUUCAUAAUACGCUCCGAGAAUAGCACUUUCCUGGCCGAGCAGCUGCUGCCCUUCGAUGCGACCGAACGCGAAAAGUGGCUUACAAUAAUAGCAGAAAACCUUCAAGGACAAAAACUCUCAACACCUCACGUCGAGCGCAAUGCGCUGGAGAAGGCGAUAAAUGAGCUGAAUCGCGUUGGCUUGGAUGAGGGCGAAACGGUCUUCUCUCUGAUCGACGCAUUCUGUGUGCCGCGCUAUCGUUACAAUUUGCGCAACAAGAAGUUCGAUCGGGACACAAAUUCGCGGCAGCUACUCACCCAACCGCGCAUGAAGUCCGACUAUAUGCAGCAGCGUUAUUCCAUGCUGCUGCAGAAGACCCUGCGCCACGAUCUCUUUGCGCCGCCGGUUAUACAGGACGGCGUGUCGGUGGAUGCGUUGGCCAAGAAGUUCAAGCUACAGUACGCGGAAAAUUUGUUGGCCACGUCAACCGUUAAGGAGGCAGUGGUACUGGGUCUGCUCACGCAGUUAAAGGAGGGCAAGUUUUAUGUGGAGGAUCCCACGGGAUGCGUGGAAUUGGACUUGAGUGGUGCGCGCUUUCAUGCAGGCUUCUUCUGCGAGGGCUGCUUUGUACUUGCCGAGGGCAGUUAUGCGAAUGGUGUGCUAAAAGUUGAUGGCUUAGGCUUUCCCCCGGCUGAGCCGGCAAGCAGCAGUCGCGCCUUCUUUGGCACAGCCAACACCUGGGGUGGUGAAUCGGCCAAGCUAUUAAAAUACUCGCCGCGUCUACAGGAGAUGGAGCGUUCCAACACCGAGACCACGAUGGUUUUUCUCUCCGAUGUGCGACUGGACAUGCCUGUGGUUAUGGAGAAGUUGCGUCAGCUCUUUGUCGGCUACGACAACUGCCCACCUCAAGCUAUUGUGCUGAUGGGUCCCUUUGCCGCCAGCACCAGAAGUCAUCACGAGCUGCGACAUCAUUUGGAUGCACUAGGCGCUUUAGCUGCCGGAUGUGAGCAGCUUAAGAAACAAUCAGACCUAAUAUUGGUGCCAUCUUGUGAAGAUCCCACGGCCCCCAAUAUAUUGCCACGAGCUCCUCUGCCUGAAUGCCUGGCUGUGGGUCUGCGCAAGCUUUGGCCGCGCACCCAAUUGGCUACGAAUCCUUGCCGUCUACAGUACUGCACCCAGCAGAUUGUGGUCUGCCGUCUGGAUCUCAUGGCCAAGUUCUGUCGCAACACCCUCCACUUUCCAACCGACACAUCGCACAUUGAGCAGCAUUUUUCGCGCACUCUCAUUUGCCAGGGCCAUUUGGUGCCUAUACAUCCCAUAGCUAUGCCAGUGCAUUGGGACUAUGAUCCAGCUCUGUGGCUAUAUCCGUUGCCAGAUCUAAUCGUAAUGGGUGAUGCGUGCCAAAGCUUUUCAAGCACUCAGCACGGCUGUACUGUGCUCAACACUGGCUCCUUUGUCAAGUCAAAGUUCGCUUUCAAGGUGUACAUACCGUCCACUCGCACCAUUGAGGAUUCGGAAAUACCGAGCGAUAUGGACUUGACCUGAUCGGCAGAUCGGCCAAUCACUAACGUAAGUUAAUUAAGUUUUACACUUCUUAAAAAUAUAUACCACGUUGUUUUAUUUAUAUUUAUGUAUAUGUAUACUUCAAUAUACUGUUGUCUGUAUUGAAUUUAGCACGUGUUGAGUCUGUCGCUGUUAUGUUUUGU
Messenger RNA from Scaptodrosophila lebanonensis, 1794 nucleotides. RefSeq names its product DNA polymerase epsilon subunit 2 (gene DNApol-epsilon58). NCBI's taxonomy places the organism in Eukaryota, Metazoa, Arthropoda, Insecta, Diptera, Drosophilidae. The coding region runs from base 53 to 1633 and encodes 526 amino acids. The transcript has 2 exons. Gene Ontology annotation, molecular function: DNA binding. Gene Ontology annotation, biological process: DNA-templated DNA replication; error-prone translesion synthesis. The record is from RefSeq and is a predicted model, not a curated record. Gene Ontology annotation, cellular component: epsilon DNA polymerase complex.